This is a messenger RNA of Darwinula stevensoni, 3302 nucleotides long. Lineage: Eukaryota; Metazoa; Arthropoda; Ostracoda; Podocopida; Darwinulidae. The record is from the annotation of a GenBank genome assembly.
AUGAAGGAGAGGCAGCCGAGGAAAUUUGUCUUCGGAAGCAAAAUUGACGUCAGCAAGACGAACAUGGCCGCCUCUAGUGUCGCAGGGGGGUCUGGCACUUUCAUUGGUUUUGAUUUCAGCACUCAGCAAAUCAAGGCCGUUGUCAUCGACGAUAGACUCAAUGUUGUCCAAGAAGCCCACGUUCAACUCGACAGUGACCUCCCUGAAUACAGAACCCAUGGGGGCGUUUAUAUACACGAAGACAGAAAGACUGUCACGUCACCUACCAUCAUGUGGGUGAAAGGUCUGGACAUGUUGAUGGAUCGCCUGAGGGUCAAGGGUGUUGAUAUUUCUGCCAUUAAAGGACUCUCUGGUACUGCACAACAACAUGGCACUGUAUACUGGAAGAAAGGUGCCAGAGAUCUUCUCAAGUCACUUGAUCCAGACCGUUACUUACACGAACAGCUCUUUGAUGCCUUUGCUAUUCGAGAAUCUCCCAUCUGGAUGGAUUCCAGCACAACUGCUUUCUGCAAGGAGUUUGAGGAGAAAUUAGGAUCCCCUCAGAGAGUAGCUGAUAUCACUGGUGCAAGGGCAUUUGAGAGAGCCUCUGGAAUGCAGAUUGGAAAAAUAUACCACACAAUGCCAGAUGCAUAUAUGGCAACUGAGAGGAUAUCUCUGGUGAGCAGUUUUGCUUGCUCAUUAUUCCUUGGGGACUAUGCACCGAUUGAUACUGGUGAUGGAAGUGGAAUGAACCUCCUCGACAUCCAUCAGAAAGAUUGGUCAGCUGAAUGCCUUGAUGCAGUGGCUCCUGAUCUGAGGGAGAAGCUAGGUGAAGUUGAGUAUGCCAGCAAGUGUUUGGGACACAUUGCCCCUUACUUUGUGGAAAGAUACAGUUUUGAUCCACAGUGAAUUUGCUUGAAGGACCAUGAUGUAGCAGUGAGUCUGGGAACAAGUGAUGUUGUAUUUGCAUGUGUAUCAGACCCUCAGCCAGCUCUUGAGGGGAAUCUCUUCUGCAGUCCCAUUAACACUGAUGGCUACAUGCUCCUUCUUUGUUACAAGAAUGGUUCAUUGACUCGUGAAAGGAUCAGGGAUAAAUUUGCUGAAGGUUCCUGGGACAUUUUUACAAAAUUGCUUGAGAGUAUUCCAAGAGGAAACUUUGGAAACAUUGGGAUGUACUGGGAUAAGGAGGAGAUUGUUCCUCCAUUGGUGAAAGGUGACUUUCGUUUCAACAAGGCUGACCUUCCUGCUGCUUCUGGUUCCUUCCCUGCCCCAGAAAUGGAAAUUCGGGCCCUUGUUGAGGGACAGUUUCUUUCCAAGAGACUUCAUUGCCAGAGGCUGGGUUUCACAAUCAGUCCUUCGACAAGAAUUCUGGCUACAGGUGGUGCCAGCAAGAACACUGCCAUCCUUCAGGUUUUGGCUGAUGUCUUCAAUGCCCCUGUGUAUGUGCAAGGACUUCCCAAUUCAGCCUGUCUUGGAGCUGCCUUCAGGGCAAAGCAUGUAGCAACUGAAUCUCAUCUACCAUAUCAUGAAUCUGUCACUUCCCCUGGUUUCCAGCUCAUUUGCGAGCCUAAUGGAGAUGCUCAGCAGGUUUAUGAUGAAUUGUUGAAGAGGUAUGAAGAACUGGAGGAUGGAAUUGCAGCAAGGUUCAGUCAAGCAUCUUGAGUAGUUUACAGUUUCCACAUGCUGAUCCAUGACAUCAUCACGAGCUAGCUUGAUGUGGUGUGAGAACCCCUCUAAUGCACUUGCAUACUCGCAGCACCUGUGAUUUGCAUAAUUGGAUUAUAUUUUGUCACUACCAUUUUUAUGAUAUUGAUCCUGUUAUAGGUGGCUUUGCAUAAUCACCAUUCCUUGCUCACUUCCAGAAUGGGAUAUUACACUAUAAUAUCAGGUGAAGCUAAAAUGAAGUAUCAUGAGAAAAAGCUGAAUCUGAGUAUGCACAGUCAUGCAAACCAUAGUAAAUUUGCUGCUAAGCUAAUUGUGUUAUAUGAUGAUGUUGCUGUGCCCAUCUCAUAAUUUUCACUGCAAAGUGCAAAGAAUCAUAGUAAUUCUGCCAAAGUUGGUCUAUGCCCAAAUACUACAGUGGUGUAUGCCUUGGAAGCUCUUUGAAUACUUUUUUUCAGAUUUAUCCUUCAUCAAAUUUAAAAUUCCUUUAUUCCUCAAGGCAUUGUUCAAGUAUUGGUGUGCAUUUACAGUUAUUUCAUGUUCCAUUAGACUUUCCUCUCACAAAUACUGCAUUCAGCUGUAUGGUAUGCCUAUAUCAGUCUGCCAGCUCCUUGCACACUUCUUGAAUGAGAAAAAUCCAUCCACUUUCCCUUUACUUGUCAUAUUGGGGAAAGGGAUGCACUUUCAUUUUAGAGGUUUCCCUCUUGAAUUGGUGCUCCCCUAAACAGCCGAGGUGUAACAAAAUGAAGAAUCCCACAAGAAAUGAGAAUGGUGAUACAAUGGAAGAGUUGCAAGGGAAGCACAAGAAACAUCAAUAGGUCAGCCAGACUCUAAGACUGCUUAGAAAAUGAUAAGAGUAAGUAACCAGCUGGACACAGCACUCAAAGUCCUUUGCAACUUCUUUAUUAGGUUCAUAGGACUGUGCCUACUCAAGAGUUCAUUUGUCUCCUCAUGAGCCUUGUGCUACCUAGGUGUCCUUUAAAAAGAGAUAAAGUAAAGGUUUCUAUUUUUUUGCUGAGCAUACGUUUCCAUGAUUGCAAGCUAUUGUUUGAUUCUGUUGAUGUAGCACAUGGAACAGCAACGUUGCUAACAUUUGGGCCUUGGAUUGGCAUUAAAUGCUAACAUUUGCUUAGGGGCAUUGUUGUAAUACAUGAGCAGAGACUGAUCAGGGCAGCACUUUCAAUGUGUGAUGGAGUUAAAUUGCUGCCUGGGUUCCCUUGACUGCUUGCUUUUCCAGUAUCCUUGGAUAUGUAGAGAUGGCAUCCUAAAAUACUAACAUAAGAACAUAUGCAAAACACUAUAGUCAUCUCAUAGAUAGCUUAUUGGAUUCUUGUUCCUUUCCCAUGAUUUGUUGCCUUGAGUUAGGACAUGUUCAAUUGGAAAAGGAAGGAGGAUGAAUCAUCUUUCAUGGCCUUGUGUUGCUUUCAAUUGUAGCCUCUUUUCCUGUCUGCUGCCUUAAGUUUUUAGGCAGUCUUAAAUUUUUUUGCAGAGGAAAUUUUCAUGAUCUUGGAAAUUACAAUGAAUUUUGACUUCUUCAACUUCCACGUAGCAUAAAAGGAUCAAGGUAUUUUGGUUCCAUUAUUGUUGCAAUGAUUGUUUACCCCAUUGAAGUCUUUGAGCUUUAUUAUUACUUCUCAGGUUUUGUUGAGCUUGAUUAUCCA